This is a messenger RNA of Saimiri boliviensis boliviensis (Bolivian squirrel monkey), 312 nucleotides long. RefSeq names its product H4 clustered histone 8 (gene H4C8). The record is from RefSeq and is a predicted model, not a curated record. NCBI's taxonomy places the organism in Eukaryota, Metazoa, Chordata, Mammalia, Primates, Cebidae. Gene Ontology annotation, cellular component: nucleosome. Gene Ontology annotation, molecular function: DNA binding; protein heterodimerization activity; structural constituent of chromatin.
AUGUCUGGUCGUGGUAAAGGGGGAAAAGGCUUAGGUAAAGGAGGCGCCAAGCGUCACCGCAAAGUCUUGCGAGACAAUAUCCAGGGUAUCACGAAGCCAGCCAUCCGGCGCCUUGCUCGCCGCGGGGGCGUGAAGCGCAUUUCUGGCCUCAUCUAUGAGGAGACCCGCGGCGUUCUGAAGGUGUUUCUGGAGAACGUGAUCCGUGAUGCGGUCACUUACACGGAGCACGCCAAGCGCAAGACCGUGACCGCGAUGGACGUGGUCUACGCGCUCAAGCGGCAGGGACGCACUCUGUACGGCUUUGGCGGCUAA